This is a messenger RNA of Cyphomyrmex costatus, 1038 nucleotides long. RefSeq names its product putative nuclease HARBI1. NCBI's taxonomy places the organism in Eukaryota, Metazoa, Arthropoda, Insecta, Hymenoptera, Formicidae. The record is from RefSeq and is a predicted model, not a curated record. The coding region runs from base 1 to 1038 and encodes 345 amino acids. The transcript has 5 exons.
AUGAUCCAAGUUUGCUGGCAUACUGCUGGCAUAUUGCUAGCAUUUUGCUACCUGGGAUGUUAUGAUCCAGUGCAAGAAUUAAUAGAUUCUUCAUCGUCUGAUAAAAGUGAAGAUGAAGAAUUAAAAAUAUUGGAAAGAUACAAAAAUCCUAGAAGGCACGUGAAGAGAAUAGAGAAUUACGUAGAAGAAAUAAUACCAGGAUUAACAAAGGAAGAAUUUAAAGCCCAUUUCAGAUCGAUUUGUGAGCGGUUCAAUUUUGGCAGAAGCACUGCACUAUGUAUAACAAGACGAGUUGUAAGAGCACUCGUUCAGCUUGCACCUGUUGUAAUUAAAUGGCCCACAGGUGAACGAUUAAAUGAAGUGUGGACAGGGUUUGAAAGCACAAGUGGUUUUCCCAAAGUAAUUGGUGCUAUAGAUGGUACCCACAUCAAUAUUCCAGCCCCAAGAGGCAAUCCUGAAUCUUAUGUAAAUCGAAAAGGUCAUCAUUCUAUCCAACUUCAGGCUAUUUGUGAUCAUAAGGGUUUAUUUACUCAUUGUUAUGUUGGACACGUUGGAUCUGUCCAUGAUCAGCGCGUGUUCCGUCAGUCUGAAGGGCAAAGUUACUUGGGAGAUAUAACAAAAUUUCCGCAAGACAGUCAUUUAGUUGGUAAUCUGGCAUAUAAGCUACAUGAAAACUUACUCACACCAUAUCGAGACAAUGGUCAUUUAACACGACGCCAACAAAAUUACAAUUUCUGUCACGCUUCAUCAAGAGUUGUUAUCGAAAGAGCAUUUGGGCUUUUAAAAGGAAGAUUUCGAAGUCUUUUAGCAAUACUUGCAAUGGCUCGAACCGACUUGAUACCAAUGCACAUUCUUGCUUGUUGCGUAUUACACAACAUCUGUUUAAUGAAAGGAGAUGAGUUUAAUUUUAAAAUAAAUGAAAACGUAGAGAUUAUAAUUGAUGUGGCGGGCAACGAUGAAAAUGUUCCUCAUAUUGCUAAUGCAGCUACUGCCAAAAGAGAUAUGAUAUGCCAAACAUUAAAAAUUAGACAUGUAUAG